AUGAUUAAAGUGAUAAUUAUCCUGACAAUUGUCACGUGCGCGUGCUCAAGACCCGCGAGUUUUAAUUCAGAAAAGAAAAUAACUCCUUUUAGUACUAAAACGUUGGAAUCGAUGCUGGAAAAAGCUAUUUUAAAGAUAAUUACAGGCGAGCUUAGCAAUGGAGAUUUGUUGCUUUUAAGGAGCUUGAAUUAUAGUCUAGAAGAAGUUUUGGAGAUUCGCGAAAGAGAACUUGCUAAAAAAGAGGACAAUUUGUUGUCUAAGGAGAAUUUUUCUACCGGAAAAUUCGAAGAUUCUGACGGAGUUGACGUUGCAGAGUACAACAGGCAAGCUGUUUUGGAUUAUGAAACUUUAGCGAAUAAAAUGGAGGAGGAAAAGGAGGAAAUUCAGGAGGUAGAGCCGGAAAAUGAACAUUUGGCUUUUGAUAAAGCGAUGGAGCCGCACGUGGUGUUUAAGAUUAGGUUUAAUGAAACGGAAGAUCAAGAAGGUGAUUUAGGAGGUGCUCUUCCUAAUUUAGAUUCAGGAGGAAGCACUCCAAGAUCGGAAUUAGGUUUAUUUCCUGGGAAUCGUUCUAAUGAAAAUGAUGCUAAUUUGACCAGAAGGGAGUACGAAGGGUUAGAAUGGGUGGAAGACGAUGUUUACCGAGUAAUUCCGGAGGCUUUGGAUCAGGAAAUCCUCCAGGAGUUUAAGGAAGAGCAGGAGGAGGAAGAAGAGGAGAAGGUGGAGAAGCUGGGGGAUUAUGCAGCGGAUCAGGAGGUUGACAAUGCCAAUUUGUCCGCCUAUCAGCAAUUGGCGCUGGCUCAUCGGAGAGACCAAGGACAGAAGGCCAUCGAGGACAUAAAACUACGGGUCCUGGCGAUGACCGGCCGGUUUAAUCUCUCCACUUCUGACAAUCAGGUCCAGAGGGAGCGACUCACUAUGUUUACGCCGACUUGUGAAAUUCCUAAAAAUACCGACGCUGAAUCCUGGAUUGAUCCUUUUUCGAUGAACAUGUUCUUUCAACUUAAUUUAACAGCCGAGGAACAUAUUGUCGCUGCGAAGUUACGAUUGUUUAAACUCCCGCAAAAUGAAACUUUGGCAACUACUAGCAGCCCUUCCGAAGAAGAGGAUGGAGAAGAAAAGAAAGUUAGGAUUUCUAUUUACUAUUAUAUGAGGUCGCUUAAAAAAUAUCGAUUGACUCCCCUAACCUCAGAAGGCAGCCAUCUUGCCUUGGACGUGAGACAAGCUCUAAGAUACUGGAGACAAGCCCCCAAAGUAACCAGCGGGACUAAUAACCACGGCCUGGUGGUCCAAGUCGAGGACCAAGAUGGCAGACCCCUAAAACCAGGACUUUUUAUCCAAAGGGAUGGCUGCCAAGAGGAAAACUCAGAUAACAAGGCAUACCAACGCGUCCCUGCACUCUUCUUUAGAGCCUGUUCUCGUUACGUUCGCGUCGUAAAUGAAGAGGCCGUGACUUACGUGGACUGUAGUCAUAGACAUAGAUCUGCGAGGCAUCGUAAUAGAUCGUAA
This is a messenger RNA of Cotesia congregata, 1506 nucleotides long. Lineage: Eukaryota; Metazoa; Arthropoda; Insecta; Hymenoptera; Braconidae. The record is from the annotation of a GenBank genome assembly.